AUGUCUGAUCGAAGGCAAACCCCGGCCCCUCCACGACGGUUUCUACCAUCUUCAACCUCGUCGAGCCAUACGUCCGCUACACAACCAUCUUUUCGUAGAACACCUUUUCAAUCCUCCAGGCAGUCUCAAAUCACUCAGUCUGCCUCGCCGUAUACCGUAACCCCACGGUUUUCACGCCCUGGUGUACUGAUUAAGGAUGACAUUGAUUCAAGUCUAGAGGAUCGAGUUGAUGACGGUGGAUUACCCUCAAGCUCUGAAAUUACCACGACAAAGAGUCCUCUGGACUUGAUUGACGCUGGACCUGACUUGGAUUCUGAUCAUGGACCAGACUCUUCGCCUUUGGUUACACGAAUUGCCGAGCAGAGACAUGAGGACCAUGACAAAGGGAAAGGAGAGCAUUGCAAACCCUCGUUUCGACGCCGGUUGAUUAGCACGACCCCAGCUGCCAAAAAGCAAAAGACAUCCCAUCAUCCAGGUGCACAGGCACAGACCGAAGCAAUUGCAGUAUCAUCUUCUCCUGAAUACAGUGAAGUUGAAGGUCUAGAAGAUUCACUUUCCAGUCACAAAGGCUCUCACAGUGCGGCCAGCAUCGACGACGAUCUGGACGAUCCAUAUGACCAACAUGAAACCGCUACCAUUCCUCGAUUUAAAGGCCCUGCUGGCCCAGAACCUUUUCUCAGAUCUACGUUCAGGCCAAAAGCGACAGAUGACCGGGACAAUCAGAGCGCAAGUGAGAUUGUAUUACCUGACAUCUUCUCCCCUUCCAAACGAAGAGGAAAACACGAUUACCUUCCUGGUGGUAAUGCCGAACUUGUCAGGAAUUGGGUUCUUAAUGUUGCUGCCCAUGAAACGCCAUCUCCGAGACCAGGUAGUGAUAUCAUUGUGGUUGACCGCGUUCACAGAGAUAUCAGCAAUCGUUUAUUGACUAUUUACGACGAAGUGGGUGUAGAGUGGCUACUUCCUACUCAACAUGCUGAUUCACGAGUUGGCAAAGGCGCCGAUUUGGCUGCUGUACAUUCUGGGUCUAAGAUCUUGAUCAAAGGACAGGCGACGAACUGGUCGAUUCCAUUCUCAAAACCGAAUGCGAAGGAUUUGUUCGUUGUUGCUCAUUGGGAAAUUCUGACUUGAAGUUUCAGUUUGGACUCGCACAUUCUUCAUCCAGCCUUACGACGGCUGAAUGUCUAUAUCUUUUCGUCUGACAACUCUAGGCUUCGAAAGCCACGCCAACUUUGGAUACUUUCCUUCGUCAGACCAAAUGUUCAUCAAGUCAUGAUGUCAUCGACACCAUUUCAGACUUUUGUGACUGUGAAUCUUCC
This is a messenger RNA of Exophiala mesophila, 1316 nucleotides long. RefSeq lists its product as uncharacterized. The transcript has 2 exons. The coding region runs from base 1 to 1128 and encodes 375 amino acids. The record is from RefSeq and is a predicted model, not a curated record. Lineage: Eukaryota; Fungi; Ascomycota; Eurotiomycetes; Chaetothyriales; Herpotrichiellaceae.